AUGUUCCGCAUCCAGCCCGCACGCGCAGUACAACGCGCAACCUUUGCCCGCCCUGCCGUCAUCCGCCCUCGUUUCUUCAGCACAACACCAGCACGCUUCGCUCAAAAAGAUGCACAAGACAAAGAUUCGCUGAAGCCCCGAUCGACCGAAUACGCAAAGUCUGGCUCUGACGACGGCGCCGCACACUCAGACGCAGCUUUCAAUCCCAACAAGACAAGCCCAGAGGAGGCAGAGGCAACAGCAGAGCGCGAGGCUGGUGGCUCUCAGAACAGCUUGAACGUUAGCCCUGGAAACAAGGACGUCAGCGAACCUAACAGUCCCGAUGUUGGUGGAAAUGGAGGAGCACCAGACAAGAAGAGCAGUGGCGGAGGCAGCGCGCCCAAGAACAGCACAGGAUAG
Messenger RNA from Alternaria burnsii, 399 nucleotides. RefSeq lists its product as uncharacterized. The transcript has a single exon. The record is from RefSeq and is a predicted model, not a curated record. NCBI's taxonomy places the organism in Eukaryota, Fungi, Ascomycota, Dothideomycetes, Pleosporales, Pleosporaceae. Bases 1 to 399 code for a protein of 132 amino acids.